Acanthosepion pharaonis is the source of this 2688-nucleotide messenger RNA. The record is from the annotation of a GenBank genome assembly. NCBI's taxonomy places the organism in Eukaryota, Metazoa, Mollusca, Cephalopoda, Sepiida, Sepiidae.
AUGGUCAUUUUUAAAAGAUAUGGAAUCGCAUACUUACCUAAUACACACCUGGGAGACAUCAAAUCUUUGGUUUCAUUCAGUUUCUUUAAAUUUGGGGCAAACAUGGGAAAACCAAAGAAUAAAAAGAAAAAGAAAAAGAAUGAAGAUUUUAAAAAGAAACGUGUAAAAGUUGGAAAGCGUCUACCAAAAGCUGACAAUUACACUGACACAAGUUUCAAAACCCAGACCAUUCAAGUUCUUCAACACAUUCGUACAAAAGACUCUGCAUUACCCACCACCAAACGCAACCUCAGUAUAAAGGAUUUGUUGAGUCAAUGUCAGCACUAUAAUGCUUCGAUACGACAAGAUGGAGUAAAUGGCUUACGAGAAUUGUUGAAGGAACACCCGGAUUUAUUGACAGACAAUUUGUCCCAGGUUCUACGAAGAACUGCUGAACUGUUCACAGACAAGGAAAGUACAGUACGUCAAGCCAACCACCGGCUUCUGCGUGCUAUCCUGCCCCUGGUGAAUGAUCAGGCACUCAAUGCGUUUUUCCCUCAGGUGAGUGCACACCUUUGUUGUGCCAUGACUCACAUUGAUGAGGACCGCCAGCAGCAUUCUCUUGGCAUUCUUGAUUUGUUUCUUGAACAUUUCCCAAAGCAGGUCAUUCGGAAUUCUGGUCAGUUGUUACCAAACUUCAUUCAACAGAUAUCCUUGUUACGACAGUCAGGUUCUGGAAAAGGAUGUGGCAAAGUUAGUAGGAGUUUUGAUAGUGGUAUGGUGCGUACACUGUCUAUGAAUCCGAGCAGCAAACUGUCUUCAAUUAAAUGGAGGUUGAAUGUGAUGCAGAGAUUGUCCAGAGUACUCUCAGUUAUCAUUGAAGAAGAAGGCAGUCACAUUCUGUCAGUUAAUACCUGGCAUGGAGGGACUGGUCAUAGAGGAGAUGGCACCAAUCAUAAUACUAAUGGAGCGACAGUUAUCAAAUGGUCAGAAUAUGAGCAAGACCAGCAAGUCAUUUUACGCUUCAAUGAUAUGUAUCGAUUGAAGAAGAAUAGUAAUUCAAGUGACUUGCAGUUUUUGGGAGACAAAAACCGUGUACAAAGUUUUGUCAAGACAAUAAUUCCUCUUAUUUUGGAAUGUUGGGUUGAGUGCAGUCCUGAAGUGAAAAGAAUUAAUUCAGAAAUGCCUAUUUCUCCCGACCUUCUUCCUAUUCUUGCUAGUAUGGCUGAAUUGUUGAAGCUAAUUUGUCAAUAUGUAGACUUGAGUGUACAGGCAGGGAUUUUAGAAAUGAGAGGUUGGUUAUCACACAUGUAUGGAGCAGACCUUGUCCAUCGUCUGAUGCUUGCCUUUCCAUACAGCACGUACACAAUUGAUGAAUAUCAGAUAGAUGAACAGAUACAUAAGUCUCGGAAAAAAUCAAAAGGACCCAACAGGCAGGAAUGUCUGUUCCUGGAGAAACAGUUAAAUCUUGAUGUCUGUAAUAUUCUGAGUUAUUUAGCAAAAGACAACUGUGAGAAUCCAAUGCGUCAGAUAAAUAAAGCAAUAUCAAUAUUUGUCAAUUAUAUAGAAAAUUUGAUGAAUAGGUCCCAAAUGAAAAAAACCCUCCUUCGUUCUGUUGUACAAAUAGUUGAGCAACUCCUUUCUACAGAAGACCAUUAUGAUGUCCUUUCUUCAUUAAUGGAUAGCAUGUUAUACACUUAUAAUUCAGUUCAUCCAUUUUCUACUGAGAAAGUUAUUCUCACUGAAUUCUUCUUACGUCUUGUGGAAAAACAGAGGGAUUCCUCUUUACACGACGUAUGUGACCAUUUUCUUUCCACUUUACCUAAUUUGCUGGUUCAAAUGGUGACCAGUGGCUCCAAAUCCGGCCGUGUAAGUCAAGAAGUCCAGCCAAUUCUUUGGGCCAUCAAGCAAGCCAGUUGUCAAAAGAAAAGCAGUUUACAACUUCAUCUACAAGCAGAACUCAUUAACAUUUUCAAUUUAAUUCCUAUGGUUGAGCCCAACCUUCAGCAUGAUAUCCUUGAGAUGAUGUAUCGUCUUGAUCAUUUCACAGAUAAACAGUUGAACAAAGUUGUCCUCCUCAGCCGUAGUACAGAAGUGGCUGUGGAAAAAAUUGGUUUUGUUCUUGAAAUCCUGCAACAUAGAUUAACCCGAUCUGAAGCAACAUCUGAGGAAAUCAAUCAAUAUUUUAGUCUUCUGUUCUCCAUUGCUCUCGGUCAUAGUCAGAAAGAAUUGACCUCGUUGCCAGGUCAGUCAGACCCUAAUGUAAUUGCUACUUCUGGAACCAGACAAGGACCCAUUGUGGUCUUCUCAGCUGAACCAAAUACCAGUUCUCGACAUUGUGAUAUAGUUAAGAUUGUCACUUCACUGUUGACUCGUUGGCCAAACACAUCACAAGUGCAAAUAAUAAUGGACAGAUUCCUUAGUGAUUUACUUGAACGUUAUGCUCUGCUCACUGAGGAGACAGCUCUAGGUGUAGUAAGUAUUGCGCACACUGUCAAUAUUCAUGAACUGUACAUGUCACAGGUGAGUGGCUUCCUUGCCUGCCUUUGUCAGAGUAUGUUGCAUCAAUUGAAGUACAUGAAAAAUAUAACAGAAGGGAUAUGGAGCCGGACCAGUCUCAGGGAUGAACUGUGGCACAUAGCAGUCACAUUCCUAAAGCUCCCUACUCACUCUGUAUCUCAGCUCUUGACUGAAGGAAUACAUCUAUAA